AUGUGGAGCCCACUAGAUGGCCGAGAGAUAGGACGCGUGCUUAGCGUGAUGUGGAGCCGGUGGGAGGUCAUGCUGCUCUGCCACGGUCACUAUCGGCUGGAGCGCUGGGACACUGCGUCGCGCCUUCCCAAUGACAUCCGAAUCCACGUGUUCAACUGUGUGGAUGCGUCGAUCGUCACGAUUGAAGAAUUCCUGUCACACAGCUCAUACCACCUGAAACAUAGUAGGCAGUCUAGCGUUCUGUCCUUGCGGCGGGCUAUCAAUCUGUUAAGCCUUGAUUACGCUGCUUCGCAGCACAAGCCGUACAAGUCGGCAUAUACCAGCAAUGACCGCGAUCGCAUCAGGGACGAUGGAGACCGUUACCGCAGAUCUUACUACCGCGACUAUCGAGACCGUUACCCUGGUCGCGACCACAAUCGCCGUGACAACCGUGACAGAGAUCAAGCCUGGGACUACAGCCGUGGCGAUAAUUGGGACCUCCGGGAUCGCGGCCGCGAUGACUAUCACUGUGGCUACGGCUACGGUGGUGACCGCAGCCUGUCGCGCCAUGACUGGCCUCGGCAUUGGAAUCUCCAGGUGGAAGACCCGCGGCGAAAAGCCGACACUCCGGCAGCGGCACACGUGAGGUUACGACGACGAAGCACAGCGGCAACCGACCUGCCAGCCCCACAGGUGGAUGGAAAGGCAACCGGUGCUACCAAGAGUGCAGCGAACGGCAGCAACGAUGCCGGCAGUGGGGCCCAACCGCCCAAGACCUCUGCACUCACCUCCUCCAAGGGGCGUCAGACUUCGCUAAAAGCAUCUGUUGCAGUGCCAGCGGCAGAGGCAGCCCGUGCGGCUGCAGCGCCAGUCAGCACUCGCUUGCGUGCGGUGCCAUCGGUAUUCGUGCAUUUCCAGUACGACAGCCUGCACGAGCAACAAGAAUGCAGAGUAAGGUGGAAACGUCAGUCCUGGGAGUGCUGUACACUUAAGGAAUUCAGGCUGUCGUACUUGAAGUGCACAAAUACCGACGGCACUGCACACAAGCGGCUGCUGACUGACUUCAGCGCAAAAAGCGGCGACAUGGGGUGCCACGACUAUGACCUCCGUUUCCGAGGCAGACCCCGGUGCAAGUGCCCUCGCCUUCACAGUGCCAUCGUGGGGCAGGUGACGGGCAACAGGGCGGGCAACCUAGGCUGGGUGAAUGUGCAUUGA
Volvox carteri f. nagariensis is the source of this 1194-nucleotide messenger RNA. RefSeq lists its product as uncharacterized. The coding region runs from base 1 to 1194 and encodes 397 amino acids. The transcript has 8 exons. Lineage: Eukaryota; Viridiplantae; Chlorophyta; Chlorophyceae; Chlamydomonadales; Volvocaceae. The record is from RefSeq and is a predicted model, not a curated record.